This is a messenger RNA of Pan troglodytes (chimpanzee), 1554 nucleotides long. It is a transcript of the gene ELOF1, whose product is annotated as elongation factor 1. Bases 520 to 891 code for a protein of 123 amino acids. Gene Ontology annotation, molecular function: RNA polymerase II complex binding. Gene Ontology annotation, biological process: transcription elongation by RNA polymerase II. The record is from RefSeq and is a predicted model, not a curated record. Lineage: Eukaryota; Metazoa; Chordata; Mammalia; Primates; Hominidae. The transcript is spliced from 4 exons. Gene Ontology annotation, cellular component: transcription elongation factor complex.
CUGUCUGCCGGGUGAACGGAGCUUUCGCAGCUGGAGAAGGGUUUCAUCCUGUUGCCUAGGCUGGAGUGCAGUGCCUGGAUCAUAACUCUGGAUCAUCACUGAAACCUGAAACUCCUGGGCUCAAGCGAUCCUCCCAUCUCAGCCUCCCAAGUAGCUGGGACUACAGGCCUGCACCACCACGCCUGGCUAAUUUUUAAUUUUUUUUUUUUUAGAGAUGAGGCCUCACUAUGUUGCCCAGGCUGGUAUCCAGGUCCUGGCAUCAAGUAAUCCUCUCACCUUAGCUUCCCAAAGUGCUGGCUGGGAUUACAGGUGUGAGCCACCAUGCCUGGCCUUGUCUCUGUUUUAUAGACGAGGAAACUGUGGCACAAAGAGCUUAAAUAACCUGCCCAGGUCACGCAGUAAGUGAGAGAGACGGGGUUAGAGCCUCGUCUCACCCCUUCCAUCCAGAGUGGGACAGGGAAUUGUCCUCCUGCAUCAGGACUGAGGGCCUCGCCCCUCAAGGGCAGAGGCCCCGGGGCCAUGGUGCAAGUCCCAGACCCUCUUUCCGGCCUGCUUUCUAGAGCAUUGAGCUGGGGCGCUGCGUGGUUUCCUCAAACCACUGACAUCUGCCACUCCCCACAGGCUCAUCCACCUGCAGACAUGGGGCGCAGAAAGUCAAAACGAAAGCCGCCUCCCAAGAAGAAGAUGACAGGCACCCUCGAGACCCAGUUCACCUGCCCCUUCUGCAACCACGAGAAAUCUUGUGAUGUGAAAAUGGACCGUGCCCGUAACACUGGAGUCAUCUCUUGUACCGUGUGCCUAGAGGAAUUCCAGACGCCCAUAACGUAUCUGUCAGAACCCGUGGAUGUGUACAGUGAUUGGAUAGACGCCUGCGAGGCGGCCAAUCAGUAGCGACACAGAGGACCCGCCCCCUGAGCAGCCCCGCCUACUGUGGAUCCAGCUGUUCGGUUCUGGUCCAGAGACAUUCCAGGGGUCCAGGGUGUGGGUCCUGGGCUGUCACAGCCGUGUGUGUGUGUGUGUAGUGGGUGUGCGUGUGAGUGGGUGUGAGUGUGAGUGGGUGUGGGUGGCUGCAUGUGUCACUGGGGUGGCCGUGAGUGUGUGCUCACAGGUACGCGGUGGUGUCGGGUUCCUGGGCCUGAGGGGCCUGAACUGAUCUCACUUGGCUCCGAAAGCCUUUGCUGUGUUCCCUGCAGCCCCUGGCCCCCCAGCUUUGGGGCUCUGGCUCCCCCGGCGGAAUUGGGGGACUGUUUCCUGACAUCCUGGACAAGGGAAGCCCACUAGAGGCUGGAACAGGACCUCUCCAGCCUCCUCACCAGCACCGUGCCCAUCUCAACUGGACUUCCCGCCCUCCUUCUCCACCUUCUAGUGCCCGUGGCCGGGGAUUCAAAGCCGCCGUUCCCCAGGUCCCUGGGCUGGGCCCUGACAGGGAGCCACCCCCCUCCCCAUGGUAACCAGGAAGCCCGUUUCAUGUUCAGUUGCUUUUGUAGAGGAAGCAAGGGCUGGGAUGGGGACAGCUGUCAAUCACAAGCCCUUAAAUAAAGCAGCCAGCGCACA